GACGACCGGGGCGAACGGAUACUAGUUCCUUUCACGUCACGAAUGACACGUGUAUUCAAGAUGGCGGCCGCGGCGAUGGCGACGUGGUUGGCCCUUCUGCUGUUGUCCAUGUUGCCUGGAGGAGUACAGGCCUUUUACGUGCCUGGAGUUGCUCCAAUGAACUUCCACCAGAACAGUGCUGUAGAGAUUAAGGCCGUGAAGUUGACCAGCUCCCGGACUCAGCUUCCCUAUGAAUACUACUCCCUGCCCUUCUGUCUGCCUGAUAAAGUGGUCUACAAAGCAGAGAACCUGGGGGAGGUGUUACGCGGGGACCGUAUUGUCAACACCCUGUACUCGGUACUCAUGACCCAGGACAGGAAGUGURAGGUGGUUUGUGCCAAGAUGAAACUCAACGUACAGCAGAGUAAGCUGGUGGCUGAGCGAAUUCAGGAGGAGUACUAUGUUCACCUCAUUGCGGACAACCUCCCAGUGGCUACGCGGCUGGAGUUCAACCCCAACAUAGAGGCAGGGGCUGAGGACAAGGAGGUGGUGAAGGAUGUUCAGUUUGAACAYGGCUACAGGUUGGGCUUCACUGACAACAACAAGUUCUACCUACACAACCACCUGUCCUUCAUCAUCUACUACCACAAGGAGAAGCUGGAGGAGGGGGAAGAGCACAACUACAGAGUUGUACGUUUUGAGGUGGUUCCCCAGAGUGUCAAGGUGGAGGACCUAAAGGUGGCUGAUAAGGGGGCAUGUACCCUGCCCGAGGCCACUAACUCAGCUCCUCAGGAGAUUGACCCCUCCAAGGACAACGACGUUCUCUUCACCUACUCUGUCCGCUGGGAGGAGAGCCAGGUGAAGUGGGCAUCUCGCUGGGACACCUACCUGACCAUGAGUGACGUGCAGAUCCACUGGUUCUCCAUCGUCAACUCCGUGGUGGUGGUCUUCUUCCUCUCUGGGAUCCUCAGUAUGAUCAUCAUCAGGACCCUGAGGAAGGACAUCGCCAACUACAACAGAGAGGAUGACAUAGAGGACACCAUGGAGGAGUCAGGCUGGAAGAAUGUCCAUGGKGACGUGUUCAGACCUCCACAGUAUCCCAUGAUCCUCAGCUCUCUGCUGGGCUCAGGCAUACAGCUCUUCUGCAUGAUCCUCAUCGUUAUCUUCGUGGCCAUGUUGGGGAUGCUGUCUCCUUCCAGUAGAGGGGCGCUGAUGACCACUUCCUGCUUCCUGUUUAUGUUCAUGGGUGUGUUCGGUGGAUACUUUGCUGGCAGACUCUAUCGCACGCUGAAAGGCCAUCGGUGGAAGAAGGGAGCCUUCUGUACGGCCACUCUGUACCCCGCCGUGGUCUUCUGCAUCUGCUUCGUUCUCAACUGUUUCAUCUGGGGAGAGCACUCGUCUGGAGCCGUCCCCUUCACCACCAUGCUGGCUCUACUCUGCAUGUGGUUCGGUAUCUCCAUGCCGCUGGUCUACUUGGGCUACUACUUUGGCUUCCGCAAGCAGCCGUACGAUAACCCCGUCCGCACCAAUCAGAUCCCUCGCCAGGUGCCUGAGCAGCGCUGGUACAUGAACAAGUUUGUGGGCAUCCUGAUGGCUGGGAUUCUACCGUUUGGUGCCAUGUUCAUUGAGCUCUUCUUCAUCUUCAGUGCAAUCUGGGAGAACCAGUUCUACUACUUGUUUGGUUUCCUCUUCCUGGUGUUCAUCAUCCUGGUGGUGUCCUGCUCCCAGAUUAGUAUUGUGAUGGUCUACUUCCAGCUCUGUGCAGAGGACUACCGGUGGUGGUGGAGGACCUUCCUGGUAUCAGGGGGCUCAGCCUUCUACGUCCUUGUUUACGCCCUUUUCUACUUUGUCAACAAGCUGGACAUUGUGGAGUUUACUUCCCUGUUGUACUUUGGCUACACGGCUCUCAUGGUCCUGUCCUUCUGGCUCCUUACAGGGACAUCGGCUUUUAACGCAGCAUACAUGUUCAUACGGAAGAUCAACGCUGCCGUCAAAAUCGACUGAGUUUUGUUUCAGCUGUUUGUUUUUGCCACAUUAUUUUUUGUUUUUUUACAAUUUUUAUUCUUUAUGUCCAACAAGCACUGGCUUGUUUGUGGACGCAAGGACGCGUGAGGUGGUGUUUGUGGAACAGUGACCGAUUUCCCCCCCCCCCCCCCCCCCCAUGGGCAUGGAGAGAUGACAGUAAGAGGCGCAGCCUGCAAACUCAACGAUUCCUCCUCCCUCUGUGAUUGGAUGUCCAGAGACAGAGACUUCCUCUUGGAAAGUCCAUGUUUUCUACUGUGUUUCACCUUGUACACACAACAUGGGCCAAAGCAUGUCAAAUGAAACCAUCUCUGUGUGUUUUACUGUCUGCUUUGGGAGCAAGCCUGGGUUCCACAGGAGGACUCAAGUGCAUUGGUUCAGAAUUUAACUUUAUCGUUUUAAAAUCAGUAAUAUUUUAGUCUGACUUCUUUCACAUACACUCUCUAUCUCUCUGUAAAGUACGUUUAUUUAUCUUUAUUCCAGAUACGUUUAUGAUCAGAGGAUGGUUUGGAGGUCACACUUGUAACAUCGCUAAUAAGUAUCAUUAUUUUUGUCAGAAAAUAUGCUGGGAAAUGGAAAUCUAACAUUGGAACAGGCAUGGAUAUUAAAAUAUUCAGAUAUUUUUACUGAAAUGUGACCAUUUCAGCCACAACUAAAAUCAUUAUCUCAAUUUGUCUCCCUGAAAACAAUUGUCUCUCAGAUUGUCUAAAAUGUAUCUUUAAAGCCACCGGAUUUCAAUGUGGAGAAGCAUAAAUGAAUUUUCUCUUUAAAUACUACUUGCAUAAAUUAAUUUUUUUCUUUAAAUACUACUUGCAUGAAAGACGGUUGAAAUAUGAAAUGUUAUGGAACGAAAGUAAAUUUUGAUGAAAAGUAGUAUUCCUCAUCUUCAAAUCACCUAUAUAAUUUCUGUGCUUUAACCUAGGAGUAACAAUGUGUUUAAAAUGGUUGGACACAUUGCAUUACUAGGCAAUGUAAACAGCUCCAUGAUCCCACUGAACUAUGCAUUUCUGUUUUUUAAGUAUAAGACUGUUCUUUGGUUUCAUAAAGGUCAUGUUAAAUGUUUUGAGUUUAACACAGUUUAGUGUCAGUGAGACACUGCUAUUCUAACAAGUUAUCUAUCAGUGUCGGUUAUCCCUGAGCGUCAAUGUCUUCUAGGAUUGUCUUAAACAUGAUUCUGUCAUUGAGCAUCUAAGUGGAAUACAGUUAUUUACCAUCAA
Salvelinus sp. IW2-2015 is the source of this 3218-nucleotide messenger RNA. Its product is annotated as transmembrane 9 superfamily member 4-like. NCBI's taxonomy places the organism in Eukaryota, Metazoa, Chordata, Actinopteri, Salmoniformes, Salmonidae. Gene Ontology annotation, biological process: protein localization to membrane. Gene Ontology annotation, cellular component: membrane. The record is from RefSeq and is a predicted model, not a curated record.